This is a messenger RNA of Gekko japonicus, 2208 nucleotides long. RefSeq names its product ankyrin-1-like. Gene Ontology annotation, biological process: regulation of apoptotic process. Lineage: Eukaryota; Metazoa; Chordata; Lepidosauria; Squamata; Gekkonidae. The transcript has 2 exons. The record is from RefSeq and is a predicted model, not a curated record. Gene Ontology annotation, molecular function: protein binding. Bases 1 to 2208 code for a protein of 735 amino acids.
AUGUACUCAACCAGCAUGUUCACAAAUCCAUAUGCCAUAGAAGUACUGAGGACUAAAAAGGAUGAACUUGCAGAAGGCAUAAACAACCCUGACCACCUUGUGAACUGGCUGAUAGACAAUGGCAUUCUUACACCAGAGAAGAAAAUGGCUUUAUCCCACUACAGGACACGAAUAGCAAAGAACUCCCGAGUUUUGGACAUCCUGAUUUCUCAAGGUGAGCGAGCUUGCAGGUUGUUUUUUUAUCCCUGUCUAAAACAGAUAGAGCCACAACUAUAUAACAACAUGAGGAAUUAUGUCAGUGAUGUGAAUGAGAGAAUUAGAGAUGCAAGAAGGCAACUGAUAGGGUACCUACUUGAGAAAGACAAAGGGUGGGUUCAAAAGCCAAAGGAUCAUCACCAAAAGAACAAAGACGGCCAUAGACAGGUUUUACCUGUAGAAACUGAUUCUGAUUCUCUUUGUAUCUUUGAUUCUGUGGCUAAAGGUAAUCUUUCUGAGCUAGAAAAAACUUUAAAGGACAGUGAUAUUAAUGCAGUGAACUCCUCAAAUGAAACCCUCCUACAUAUUGCAGCUGCUCAUGGACACAUCAAGAUAAUCGAUUAUUUAAUCAGCAAAGGGGCCAAACUGGAUGCCAAGGAUAAAGAAGGAAGAACCCCACUGCAUAGAGCUGCUGAGAAGGGUCAUAACGAAGCAGUGAAAAUGCUGCUCCAGGCUGGUGCUGAUAUAUACAGCUUGAAUCAAGAAGCCAAGACACCACUUCAUUUGGCCAAUUGGAACCACCACACCCAGGUUCUCAAGAGCAUUCUGAGAGAAGAGGCAAGACGAUACAAGAACCAGCACAAUUUCCUGCACAUGGCUGCCCUCAAAGAUGACAGCAACUUGGUGAAAAUACUCUUAAAGCAUGGUGCUCUAGUGGAUACCAAGGAUGAGAAAGGACAAACUGCUCUGGGCUACGCUGUGUCUCAUGGGUUUGAGAAGACAGUGAAAGUCCUGCUGGAAGCUGGAGCUGACAUUGAUUCCAGCAUCACUGAUGCAGCCUUUAAUAGCAAUAACCAAUCUAUUUUCAAGUUAUUGUUGGACUAUUCCAAAGGAUUAUCACCCGAUACGAUGGUGUCAGCUCUCUAUAAAGCCAUACAGAAAGACUUGCAUGGCAUUGUAGCUGCUUUAAUUGAAAGAGGUACAGACAUAAAUGCCCACAAUGAAAUGCACUACACACCUUUGCUUGUGGCGUGUGAAAUGGGAAAGACGAAGUCAGCAAAGGUUCUUGUGGACAUGGGGGCCAGCUUGAAGGACAAGACUCCCAACUCAAGCAGUGCUUUGCACCUGGCAGUUCAAGCUGGAGCCUCUUCCAUUGCAAAGAUGCUUCUAGGCAAAGGAAUGGAUGCUAACUUGGCUGGCCAAGGAGAUCAAACACCCCUCCAUGUUGCUACAUUACACAAUAAGGGAAUGCUGGUUGGCCUAUUAAUUGAUGCAGGGGCUAAAAUCAAUGCAGUCACUAAAGAGCUACUCACUCCAUUGCACAUGGCAAGUCAUAAGGGCCAUGUUGAUAUUGUUCAAAAGCUACUGCACUAUGAGGCCAAUGUCAAUCUUAAGGACAGGUGGUCCAAGACACCUCUGCAUCUUACUGCUGAAACAGGAAAUCCUGCUAUAGUGGAACUACUUCUCAAUUCUGGUGCUGAUCCCAAUGCAGCAGAUAAAGAGAAAAAGACCCCACUUCACCUUGCAGCCAUAGGAAACCAUCUUAACACAGUGAAAGCUCUGUUAGGUAAGAAUAGUAGGUAUGGUGCCAAAGACAUGGAUGGCUGUACACCAAUGCACUAUGCAGCCAUUAAUGGGAAUACAGAGAUAGUAAAAACACUUUUGCUGGCUGGGAAAAAUAAAAAUAUUGAUGAUCGAAACAUUUGGAGAAAGACUCCACUGCAUCUAGCAGCAGAACAUGGACACAGCAACUUACUACAGCUCUUACUGAGCAACGGGUCAGCUAUUAAUGCUUUGGACAACAAUAAAGACACACCACUGCAUUGUGCUUGCAAAGCUGGUUAUUUUGAUUGUGUGAGUACACUGGUCCACCAUUCUGUGGGGGAGAAAGCAAACCUACAGGCUACAAAUAGCCUGAAAAAGACUCCACUACAAACAGCAGAAUCUAGCUCAAUGGAAAACCAAGCUCAGAUUGUUAUACUUUUGAAAAAGAAAAUGUUCUUGAUAAAGUAA